AUGUCUCUGUUGCACGCCAUCGUCCUUGGCAUCGUUCAGGGCCUGACAGAGUUCUUGCCCGUGUCUUCAAGUGGUCACCUGCAGCUGGUGCCCUGGCUGCUUGAAUGGAACGACUUCGAAGGUAACGAAGACCUGGCCAACGCGUUCGACGUCGCGCUCCAUUUGGGCACCCUUGCCGGGGCGGUCGCCUAUUUCUUUCGCGACAUCCUUCGGUACUUGCAAGCGGGACUUCAAUCGCUCACGCCUGGGGGUCGAAGAGACGGUUUGUCGACCGACGCACGCGUCGCGUGGCUACUCAUCGUGGCCACAAUUCCUGCCGGCAUCACCGGCGUGCUGCUUGAAUCGGUGCUCGCAAGCGAUGACCACAUUUGGCUCACCGCGGCGGCACUCGCGGUGUUUGGCGUCGUCCUGGCACUGGCUGACCGUCUGCCGGGCAACCGAGAUGUCGAUGACUUCCGGCUACGAGACGCGCUGGCAGUUGGCAUCGGGCAGGCUCUUGCUUUGCAGCCAGGAGUGUCUCGCUCCGGUAUCACGAUCACGGUGUCACGGAUACUGAAGUUCGACCGUGUGAAUGCUGCCCGGCUGUCGUUCUUGAUGAGCCUACCCAUCAUUGCUGGCGCUGGUCUCUUCAAGUACUUGGACCUCGGCGGUCUCGAUGGAAUACCAGCGGACAUGAGGGCGCCGUUCGCCGCGGGCAUUAUCGCUUCGGCAAUCACCGGCUUUCUGGCCGUGUGGGGGCUGAUCAAGCUGCUCGCAAAGGUGACCUUCGAUGGCUUUGCGGUGUACCGCAUCGCGGCCGCCAUGGGUGUCUUGGUCGUACUGAUCAGUCGCAGCUAG
Molecule: messenger RNA, 837 nt
Organism: Nerophis lumbriciformis (worm pipefish)
Lineage: Eukaryota; Metazoa; Chordata; Actinopteri; Syngnathiformes; Syngnathidae
Source: RefSeq, a predicted model, not a curated record